GAAAGCUUAUGCUCCUCCACGGCCACCCACUAGUACCCUCAAAAUUCCGGCAGAACAUGCCAAUAGCGAAUUCCUCUUUUUAGCUAAAAUGGAUAUGGUUUUUCUGCUUUUUCUCCUUCUUCUCCUCUUUCAACUCUCUCCACCAUCUCCUCACGCUAAGUGCCCCUCCGACAAGAAGGUAAGUAAAUCAUUGAAAAUGCCACCGGAGAUCAUUUUCUCCGCCGCCACCUCCUCAUCUCUCAUUAUUCUUAAUUCUUAUCCUUCUUUUUUGGGGGGGUUCCUUUCGCGGUUGGAUUGGAUGGAGGGAGGGUGGGGUAGGUACCAGUGGAGUAGUAGUUACUUGGUCACCGCAACUGUCAUCAACUCAUCAACAACCAUUGAGAUAUACCUCAUCACAGCUCACUGACCCUCUCUUAGUUUGUUGUUGUCCAAAUACAGUACUGCUAUGACAGGGAUUACUUUCUUUCCCCCUUUACUUGUCCCGGAGAAGUACUUCGAGGUACAUGUACAGUACCUUGUUAGGACUACUAUGAUUCAUAACCGC
Aspergillus costaricaensis CBS 115574 is the source of this 544-nucleotide messenger RNA. RefSeq lists its product as uncharacterized. The record is from RefSeq and is a predicted model, not a curated record. NCBI's taxonomy places the organism in Eukaryota, Fungi, Ascomycota, Eurotiomycetes, Eurotiales, Aspergillaceae. Bases 89 to 406 code for a protein of 105 amino acids. The transcript has a single exon.